Gryllus bimaculatus (two-spotted cricket) is the source of this 1050-nucleotide messenger RNA. The record is from the annotation of a GenBank genome assembly. Lineage: Eukaryota; Metazoa; Arthropoda; Insecta; Orthoptera; Gryllidae.
AUGCCUUCGAGCCUCCGCCCAAGAAUGCAGUGCACGGGCGGGGCGGCGGCGGCGGGCGCGGAGCCGCGGCGGCCGGGCGGCGGGGCGGGCGGGCGCGGCGGCGCGCCUCCUCAGCCGGGCGGGCCGCCCGCCCCGCCGCUCGCGGCCGGCCGCGGGCCUGCCGGCCGCCGCCGCGCCACCUCGGCCGCCUCCACCGAGAGCCUCAACAAGUCAGUGGAGAUCGCAGCAGGCUGGAGUUCACCACUCGGCCGCGCACUCGCAGCCGAGCAGAACUCCACCAACGUGAACGGUGAAGGCGCUGACCAACGCGCCGGUCAAGAGCGAGCGUCGUCGCCCAAGUGGCCCCGCACGCCCGGCGGUCGCAGGGCGGGCGGCGGCGGGCGGCGCGGCGGGCGGCGGCGCGGCGGCGCGCGCGCGCCGGCCGGGCCGGUAACGGCGCCGCUCGCCCUCCGACAUCGGCACGCUCGGUCGAUGGCAAGCAGGAGCCCGAACAGCGAGUUCGUCGACGCUGGAGCAGUGCGCCGCGGCGCUGGAGAAGGACGCGCGCGACCAACGGGGCCUCCUUUCCCGGGCCUGACGGACCUCAUCGGCGAGACACAGCAGACGAGAUCACACGUCGGACGCCUUCAAGGACCUCACUCUGAGAUCUCCGACUUCCACCAGGUUUUCUUGAAAGAAUUUGGCUUCGAAGGCAAUACGUGGACGGUCUGGGCGCGGGCGGCGGCGGCGUUUCACCAUCAAGGACGGAGGACGACCCAAGGACGGCCGGCUGGCGGCGGCAGCGGCAGAGCCAUCCCGCCCAGCCGCAAACAGCAGCCAGCAGCAGGCAGCAGUCGCCACGGCCACCCCACGCACCCGCACGCCGGCCGCCCAGCACCUGCUGGACGUUGGUGGGCAAGGCCGGCGCGGCGGGCGGGGGCGGGGCGGGGACCCGGCGCCGCGCUCCCGAGCCCGCUGCUGCAGCGCGCAUUCUCGCCGCAGGGCGUCUACGAGCAGCAGGAUGCGCAAACGCAUGCGGCGCCUAACUCGGGCUCGACUUCAGCAAGGUGA